Molecule: messenger RNA, 2289 nt
Organism: [Torrubiella] hemipterigena
Lineage: Eukaryota; Fungi; Ascomycota; Sordariomycetes; Hypocreales; Clavicipitaceae
Source: the annotation of a GenBank genome assembly
AUGGAACACCUCGAGACACAAGCCUCCGAUCUGCGCUUUCUCACGCAAGCGCCCGUUCCAAUAAGCGAUGCAGGUAGCGUCUCAUACGACACGCCUCGACCUGGACAACAUGGCAGUCCUCGUUCCGCAUCUUACGGAGACAAUUCCGCGCCAGCCGCCGACUCAAGCAACAGCAAGCGAAGGUCGACAGAUGAUGCAGGAGCCGGGGGGAAACAGACACGGAGUAAACGCAAUCGGUAUAUUUCAAUAGCUUGUAAUGAAUGUAAACGACGAAAAAUCAAAUGCAAUGGCGAAACACCUUGUCACCGCUGCGGCAACCUCAACCUCGCCUGUCUCUACACGCCAAAUUGCUGCUCAAACAGCUUCAAAGACUCUGAAGAAUACAAGACGCUGUCAGGCCAGCUAGGUCGUCUUCAAGAUGAGGUUGCAUGGCUGUCGCAGAGCAUGCGCGCCAUUCAGAGUGAUGGACCCCGCGCCAUCGGCCAAGCAGAUAGAGCUGUCGCUGGUUCAGGACCUGCACUAUCAAAUUCCGAAUCUCUAAGCGCAUUGUCUGGUCAUCAACGCCAUGAGUUGAACAAGUCAACUGGCUUCCGCGGACCAACAAGCACAGCUUUCAUGCUUGAUGUUGCCAAUGCCACCAUCUCCAACAUGGGAUACCAGAGCAUCAACGCUGCAGAUGACCAGGAUAACAUGUUCAAUGAUGCGCCACCACCUGUUAAAGAAUCGACACACGACCCGCUGUUGGACUUUAGCGGCGACGAAAUGAUCCGACUUUGCCAGCUGCACGAAGAGGAAGUCGGCAUCAUGUAUCCAGUCUUGGAUAUCCAAACCGUCAUCACACACGCCAAGAACAUAUCAACAUACUUUGACACAAUACGACAUCAGCAACCACGACAUGCGUUCAAUGAUGAAAAGACUCUGCAAUUAAAAAUGGUCAUGUGUUGUGCGUUAAUUGUUGAAGAGCAUGGCCACAGUGAAAAGUGCCAGCAACUCUAUGACAGUAUGGAGGCCGUGGUGAAUCGAAAGCUCAUGUCAGAUCCCAGUGACGUCUCGAGUCUACCGCUUCUUGCUCUCUUGGCUGGUUACAGAUUCCUGGCCAACGAUGAGAUUUUAGCCUGGCGUGUAAUUGGCCAGGUAAAUAGGCUGUGUCUGGAGCUUGGCAUCCAUCAAAAGGACGGACUCUUUGCUAUCAAGGACGAAUCGGAAAGGAAGAAUGCGCUCAAUAGUUUCUGGUCUGCCUACGUUCUGGACAGACGAUGGGCUUUCGGAACCGGUUUGCCAUUUACAGUGCAGGACGAUGACGUCGACCCUGAUCUACCCCUACCAGAGGAGUUUCCAUAUCUGGUUGCAAUGGUAACGUAUUCACGUAUUGGUGCGAAAGUCUGGCGUCAAGUGUCGCAUUCAGGACCUGUUCUAGCACGAGAAACCAAAACCGAAGGUAUCAACCAGCUCGACAAGGAGAUUCUCAACUGGUACGAAACAGUCCCAGAAGAAGUCAAGGUCCGCAACUGGGAUGAGCUGCAGUUGACAUCCCCGCCGUCGUACAAUCUGCAGCGCUUGCGAAUCUGGACGUAUCUACGCUUCCAUCAGAUUCGUAUUUGGCUGUACACACCGAUUCUGCACAGCGCUACAAGUAUUAUGGAGAACCCAGCGCAUGCUCAAAAGGUGGUGGAGCUUGCCAAGAGUACUAUCCAGUUCCUCACAAACUUGAACAACAGUACAGAUCUGUAUCGCCGCGUACAAGUCUUCUACCACCAGUUUCUUGCUUCAGCCAUUGCUGUCGUGUUUCUGGCAUCUGUUCACGCGCCGGUACGCUUCAGUGCUGUCUGUCGUGAGGAGUUUUAUAUGGCAUUGGAGCUGGUUCGGGACUUGUCGGCCAAAAGCUGGGUUUCCAAACGGCUUUGGCGCACAAUUAAGUCACUAAAGGAUGUGGCGCCACGGUUCGGCCUGAACCCUGACGAUGAUGCGCACUCGUCAGCGGCGCUUGGCAUGAUUGGGCUUGCGAGAGGGCAUUCGUCGGCCCCUGUUAUGGGUCAAAACGAGUUUGGGGCCGGCACAUCACAAAUGACACCGACGGCAACAGGUAUGGAGAAUGGAGAAGGGCAGAACGGUGCCAAGAUCCAGACAGAAUUGUCUCGAAUCUUUGAAGGCUAUGUCGGGUUGAACGGCUUCCAUUUCAACUCUGUUGACGCCCAUGGCCAGGCUAUGGCUUCAGCGGGUGGCCAACAGCCGGGGCCCAUGUAUAGCGCUAACGGAACCGUCUACCCCCAGCUGAGGGAAAUGUUUUAA